Molecule: messenger RNA, 1227 nt
Organism: Malassezia pachydermatis
Lineage: Eukaryota; Fungi; Basidiomycota; Malasseziomycetes; Malasseziales; Malasseziaceae
Exons: 3
Coding region: 1-1227 (408 amino acids)
Biological process (GO): endoplasmic reticulum to Golgi vesicle-mediated transport; retrograde vesicle-mediated transport, Golgi to endoplasmic reticulum
Cellular component (GO): COPII-coated ER to Golgi transport vesicle; endoplasmic reticulum; Golgi membrane
Source: RefSeq, a predicted model, not a curated record
AUGUCGGACUCCAAGCUUCUGGAUCAGCUCGACCAGCUACCAAAGCUGCGUCAGUUCGAUGCGUUCCCUAAAACACAACCUAUGUACCUCAAGCGUUCUACGCAUGGUGGUGCCAUUACGAUACUAGUUCUGCUUGCCAUGGUCAUCAUGUUCUUUGUGGAAGUUCAGGUAUAUCUGUUUGGCAAGCCAGACUUCUCUUUUAAUAUCGAUAACCACAUCGGUCAUCUCAUGCAAUUGAACUUGGAUGUGACCGUCGCAACGCCAUGCUCCAAAAUUUCCAUCGAUCUUCGCGAUGCCUCUGGCGACGCCCUUCAUUAUUCACUUAAUGAUAUUGUAAAGGAUCCGACUAUUUUCCGUCAAGAAAAGGCGCGCGUCUUAAAGCGGAACAACUACUUCAGCCUUGCGAAGCUCACUCAUGGCCAGUAUAAGAACCGUAAAAAAAUUGCUCGUCAAGACAAGAAAUCUGUGAAGGGAGGCCCUCGUCACAAGGAUUCUGGCUUUGAAGAAACCGAUAUGAGCUUUGCUGAGACAGCCCCUGCAUGCCGUGUAUAUGGCAGUAUCAAUGUGAAGAAAGUGACAGGCAACCUUCACAUCUCGACCUUUGUCCCGUCGUUCAUUUCAGGCGCUGCUCAUCAUGAUCUUGGCAUCAACAUGUCACAUAUCAUUCACGAAUUUAGCUUCGGUGACUAUUUCCCUGACAUUGCAGAGCCUCUGGACUCGAGUAUGGAGCUGACAGACGACCCUGUUGCUGUGUACCAGUAUUUUAUUUCCGUUGUUCCGACGAAGUACAUGGCAGGGGGGCGUGUUCUGGAUACCAAUCAGUACAGUGUGACGGAUUACAAGCGUAACCCGACAGGUCAAACCACGUUCCCUGGCCUGUACUUCAAAUAUGACAUUGAGCCCUUGACCAUGAAAGUAUCCAAACAUUCGAUCAGUUUCGUGGCCUUUAUCAUUCGUAUCACAAGUGUACUUGGUGGUGUUUGGAUUUGUACGAACUUGGCAUUGCGCGUCCUGAAUCGCGUCAUGACAGUGUACCGUCGAUACUUGCGUGGGGCUGCACUGAACAUCGCGAAACCCUCAUCCACACCCAGUACUUUUAACCAGCCAUUUAUGAGUGGCCCUACGAUUCCAAUGCAAACAAGUGGCUAUGAAUCAUACAGCGCCAGCGCUCCCAACUUUGUGGUACAUGGGCCUAGCCAGACGAAAUAUCGAUCAGCUAAUUACUAG